GAAUUUUUGAAGAUUUUAGGCCUGUGAUCUCUGCCUAUUGCAAUUUCUCAACCACCCAAUUCCUUUGUGUAUCUCUGCGUCUUUUGCCUGGCAUUCUACCCUGCUCGGCUCUUCAUUGAUUCUUCAGUAAUCAAUCUUCUCGCCUUUCGUUUGCGGGAAUCUGACGACUUGGAUCUUUUCCCCCCAAGGCACUGGGCUGCGAUAGACGAUAAGCCUUUGAGACCCCUCCACAAAAAUUGUUUUUUCUUGAUCUCCUCAGACCGCCCUCGUCUUUCGUCUUCAACAAAACCCCCUCCCCAACAAACACAAACACAAGUCCACCAUGCCUGUCUCCGCUUCCAAGGCGGCCCGUAUGGCCAAAAAGGCCGAAAAGGACGGCAAGAAGACGGCGGCCUCCAGACUCUCCUCGAAGGCAGGCUCUAAGAACGCCUCCGCCGCGGGGUCCAAAGCCUCCUCGGUCAACGGCGACGAUGGACCCCCCAUGCUCGACGAGGACGAACUCGACGCCCCUGCCACGAGCGCCGAGCAGAUGAACAAGGUCAAGCAAUUGACGGAACAGAUGGACAAGCACGGCAUCUCGGACAGAGUCACAACCGGUGUGUUGGCGUCCUUGGAAUCCAGUCGGGACGUCAAAAUCACCUCGGCCUCGUUGGUCUUCCACGGCAAGGUCCUGAUCCAGGACUCGACCCUCGAAGUCAACUUCGGUCGAAGAUACGGCCUGUUGGGCGAAAACGGUUGCGGCAAGUCGACGCUGCUCAAGGCGAUCGACAAGCGAGAGUUCCCCUUCCCUGAACACGUCGACAUCUACCUCCUGAACGAAGGUGCCCCCGCGACCGACAUGGGUGCUCUGGAGUGGGUCGUCAAAGAGGCGGAGAAAGAAGUCAAGAGGUUGGACGAUUUGGCCGAGGAGAUUCUCGAGAAAGAGGGACCAGAGAGUCCCACGCUGAUGGAGAUCUACGAGCGCUCCGAGUCGAUGGACCCCAACACUUUCGAAACCCGAGCAUCCCUCAUCCUCACUGGUCUAGGCUUCAACAAGAAGACCAUCCACAAAAAGACCAAGGACAUGUCCGGUGGUUGGCGAAUGCGUGUCGCCCUGGGACGAGCACUCUUCGUCAAGCCUUCAUUGCUUCUUCUCGACGACCCCACCGCCCAUCUUGAUCUCGAGGCCUGCGUCUGGCUCGAAGAGUACCUCAAGAAGUGGGAAAAGACUUUGAUCCUGGUCUCUCACUCCAUGGAUUUCUUGAACGGUGUUUGCACAAACAUGAUCGAUAUGAGACAAAAGACGCUCAUGUACUACGGUGGUAACUACGAUUCUUACAUCAAGACUCGAUCGGAAAACGAGACCAAUCAACAGAAGGCCUACCUCAAGCAGCAAGAAGAAAUUGCCCACAUCAAGAAAUUUAUCGCCUCCGCCGGUACUUACGCCAACUUGGUCCGACAAGCCAAGUCGAGACAAAAGAUUUUGGACAAGAUGGAGGCCGAUGGUUUCAUCCAACCCGUCGCACAAGACCGUGUCUUCAGUUUCCGAUUCGCCGAUGUCGAGAAAUUGCCCCCUCCAGUGUUGUCUUUUGACGAUGUCACGUUCAGCUACUCUGGCAAGUCCGAAGACAACCUUUACGAGCAUCUUGAUCUGGGUGUUGACAUGGACAGCCGAACAGCCCUUGUCGGUCCGAAUGGUGUUGGUAAAUCCACCUUGCUGCGAAUCAUGACUGGCAAACUUUCUCCCACUGGCGGUUCGGUCAGCAGACAUACUCACUUGAAACUUGGUCUGUACUCUCAACACUCUGCUGAUCAGCUUGACUUGACAAAGUCUGCCCUCGAUUUCGUGCGUGACAAGUAUUCGAGUGUGUCCCAAGAUUACCAAUACUGGCGACAACAGUUGGGCCGAUAUGGUCUGUCUGGUGAAUCUCAGACCGCCUUGAUGGGUACAUUGUCCGAAGGUCAACGAUCUCGAGUUGUCUUUGCUCUUCUCGCCAUUGAAGGACCCAACAUGUUGCUAUUGGACGAGCCCACCAACGGUCUCGAUAUUCCUACCAUUGACUCGCUGGCUGAUGCUAUCAAUGCAUUCUCUGGUGGUGUCGUUGUGGUUUCUCACGAUUUCAGAUUGCUCGACAAGAUUGCCAAAGAUAUCAUGGUGUGCGAAAACAAGACUGUCCGACGAUGGGACGGCAGUAUCGGCGAAUACAAGAACUAUCUACGAAAGAAGAUGGUUUCCAUGGGUCAAGUUUAAGAGUCUUGACUUGUGGGUUUCGUUGCUUUGCUUCAGACAUUGCUUUGCUGUUGCACACCACCUCUUCUUGCAUGGCGAUAGACUAAACAUCUGGCUGGGAAGUCUGAUGUUUUUGUGUUUUCUGAUGAAAUGAAAUUGAUGACGCUGCAUUUCUCUUGUUGAGUUUAUUGAGUUUUUAUCAAACAAAAAGAUAAACCAUUGCGGCACUUGCAGGCGUUGGGAAUUAGACGGUAAAUACCUUUGUUGUUGAAGGGGGAAUUCCGAAUGGUGGAAAAAAAAGAAAGCACGCUGGAUAUUCCUGCUACAUACCCAUGAUGGGGGCCCUUGCAACAGGUUGAUGAUUGACUUGGGGGGUUCGAAUGACAUAUGACUGCUGGACUCAAUGAGUUGAAAUGGUCAAGAAGAACUUCAUAGGUAUCUCUACCAAGAUUAUUUGAACUGAAAAUAUCAACUUUUA
Messenger RNA from Exophiala oligosperma, 2687 nucleotides. Its product is annotated as ABC transporter ATP-binding protein ARB1. The coding region runs from base 323 to 2230 and encodes 635 amino acids. NCBI's taxonomy places the organism in Eukaryota, Fungi, Ascomycota, Eurotiomycetes, Chaetothyriales, Herpotrichiellaceae. The transcript is spliced from 2 exons. Gene Ontology annotation, molecular function: ATP hydrolysis activity; ATP binding. The record is from RefSeq and is a predicted model, not a curated record.